UUCAGAGCUGCUCCCCCUCCUGAAGCAGAAGAGGCGUGCUGCUGCUGUCUUUCUCCGCAGAGUGGGGACUCAGCCCGGCCAGAGAGGGCUCACACAAGAGAGGAGGGUCACUAAAUAAAGUACAGACCGCUAUGGGGGACGCACUGCACCGCAGAGAAACGAAAACGAUCGAUUAGUUCACAUGUUUAAUGAAGAACAUGCGGGUGGAUCACACGACAGUUUAGGUGAUUUUGCAUCAAAACGUUAAGCAGCAACGUUCGGAAGUACCUGAAUACCUGCAGUGUGUUUCGCUCUUAGCCUUGGUUCGGUGACAUUGAGAGACACACAGAGGGGGAUAGUGGGACUUUAAAAGGGAGCAGGAGGAAAGUUUCUCAAGCUUGGAGCAGACACAGCGGCGAAACAAUGCUGCUGACCCCGACAAAGUGCGUUGCAUCGGCAGCCCUGCUAAUCCUGCUGUUUGUCCGCUGGUCCGACAGCAUUUCGUUGUCUUCCCAAGAGGCAAACCAGUUUCUGAGCAGACACAGGAGAGCAAAUCAAGUUUUCGAGGAGACGAAGCAGGGUCACUUGGAGAGGGAAUGUGUGGAAGAAAAGUGCUCCAAAGAGGAGGCCAGAGAAGUGUUUGAGAACGACCCGGAGACUGACUACUUCUAUCCCAAGUAUUUAGCCUGUAUGGAGAAGUUUGGAGAUGCUGAAAAGAAGAAACAGGAUCUGAUAACGUGUGUCCAUAAUAUACCGGAUCAGUGCUCUCCUUCUCCCUGUAAUCCCAGAGGUACAGUGCGCUGCGAGGACAAAAAGGGCGACUUCCUCUGUCACUGUUUCACAGGCUGGGCAGGAGCCAGAUGUGAGAAAGAUGUCGAUGAGUGCAGCAAGACAAACGUAGGGUGUGACCACAUAUGCAACAACACUAUGGGCAGUUACCGCUGCUCCUGUCACGGAGGCUACAUGUUGGUCGGACGCCACAUGUGUAAUGAUGUGGAUGAGUGUGAGGACCCAGGUGUGUGUGGAACAGCGCGAUGUGAGAAUAAGGAGGGCAGCUAUGAUUGCUUGUGUGAUAUCGGAUAUGUCUACGACAACGAAACCAAAAGCUGUGUUGAUGUGGAUGAGUGUGAGGCGGGUGUGUGUGCAGAGGAGUGUCUGAACACGCCGGGGAGUUUCCGUUGCUUCUGUGAUGGUCGUCAGGGCAUGAAGCUGGGCCAGGACCUCAGGAGCUGUAAGCCGAUAACCCCCUGCAUGUCGCCGUCUCUGAAGAGGAACUCUCGCUCGCUCUACCUGGGCCGCAUGUUCAGCGGCGUGCCAGUGGUGAGGCUGCGUUUCCGCCGCCGGAUUCAAACUGGCUUUUCUGCAGAGUUUGACUUCCGCACCUACGACCCUGAAGGGGUGAUCUUCUUCGCCGGGGGUCACCUUAACAGCUCCUGGAUCGUGCUGGCAAUGCACAAUGGGCGGCUGGAGCUUCAGCUGAAAUACGGCACAGUCAGCAGGGUCACCAGCAGCGGACCCAUCGUCAGUGACGGCCAGUGGAGAAAGAUCUCGGUGGAGGAGCAGGGGCGGAGUCUGGUGAUUAAGAUUGACAGGGAAGCCGUCAUGAAGAUUGCAGUAAAUGGUGAUCUGUUUACGCUGAAGAAAGGCAUGCAUGAACUCAACCUCACCGUGGGAGGAGUCCCAUUCAGAGAGGACGGCCUCUUCAAUCAGGUGAACCCCCGUAUGGACGGCUGUAUGAAGGAGUGGAAGUGGUUGACAGGCGAAGAUACUUCCAUACAAGAAACCGUUCGGUCCAAUGACAACAUGCAGUGUUUCAGCACCGAGGUUCCUGGAGCGUAUUACCCCGGCACAGGCUUCGCUCUCUUCAACAUCAGCUGUGGUGCAGUGUAUGAAGAAUCCCAGAACCUUAGCAUACAGUUGACCCUGCGUCCAACCUCAGCCAUCGGAGUCCUGUUUGCACUUGUUCACCAGGACAGAGUCCCUCUCUCCAUCGUGCUGGCCGACUACCAUCCCGGCACCGAUGAAUGGCGAGAUUAUAUUCUGGUGUCUAUAGGUGAUGUCAUUGUUGCCAACUCUCCUGCACCCCUGUGUGACGGGGACAGUCAUGACAUCCAGGUGACGAUCUCAGGAAACCAAACCCUGCUGCUGGUCGACAGCAAGUCUGGACGUAGUGAAGACGCUGAUAUUCCUUUUGACAUCUUUUCACAGUCCAGCAUCUUUGUAGGAGGCCUUCCUGAUGUUCCUCUGGUGACCACGCUGGUGUCGGCGCCCUACAGCGGCUGCAUGGAGGUCAGUGUUAACGGACACCCUCUGGACUUGGACCAGGCCAUCCACAAACACAAUGACAUCCGCUCGCACUCCUGCCCCCUGCUGGACUCUCGCCAGUGACCAGAGCAAAUGAUGCAUUAGCAGUUCAUAGAGGCAGUGGGGAUUAUUUCCAAUAUAUUUAUAAAAGCUUUGACCAGUGGGGAGAUGAUUUUGAUUGGAAGGUAAAACACACAUAAAAGCUAUGCCAGGUUUCGUGGUUCAGCUAAAGCCUUAGACCAGGAUCCCCCAUGUCCCUUUACUGUGACGACACUGCUGCCUACAGGCACUGGCAGGGAUUUUCACAGUAUUCUCCGUCUAAUGACUCCAUAAGGAGUUAAUAAGCCAAUCAUCUAUGUCCCCUGUACAACAUUGCCUGAAAUACUGCCCAUGCAUCACAGCCUGUAAGCCCAUAAGAACACACAGGGCCUUAUCUAAAGCUAUGUCCAAUGGUUGGUCUGGGGUCAGCAUACUACGUCUGGCGUCCUGUGCUUAAUGCAGGUUUGACGGGAACUUUGUAGGCACAGUGACUCUUUGCUGCGGCAACUCCGCUGAUAGAGCUGCGGUCAUGUUGCUUACUUCCACUCUACACAACGACCCCGCUCAUGUAGAAAAAAAAUGGGGACCAGAUCAUAAGCGUUUCAUCGGCUUCCCUUAUUCAAAGGAAAUCACUGAACAUUGCUCAGAUCUCCGAGAGUGUUUGAUUCAUCAUGAUUUUAGGGGUUGAUUGGGGACUAAAUCCACCUUAUUUGUUCCUUACAAGAUCAGCCCCCUCUGUCACCCCCGCAGGGCGGCCUGGUGUUAGGCACAACUUUGUGUUCUGUAGAAAACUUUGCACAUUGUUGCAGGUAGCAAUGGACUGCGCGUGAAGCCAAUUUCCUCCCCACCAAAGCAGCACUCCAUGUCUGCCUGCAACCUUAAAAAUCAACCGUGUGCCUACAAAGAACAACCAACCCAAACUUCACAGCAGCUUCCCUCCAAAUAGGUGAAUCAUAUCACACAGGUGCAGUACUGUAACACACAAACAGAUAAUGCUUUGCAUUGCAGUUAAAACACUAUGCAUUUCCACCUGUGCAUUCUGCAGUACGACAGUCUUUUAAAGAUUUGACUGACACCCUGAUUCUCAAUAAUCCUCACAUGAUGAUAGAUUAGUCUCAGAAGCACAGACGGGAAAGUGCCCUCUCCAUUAGGAGAGAGUGAGCACUGAAUUGAACGCACGACACAAGCUACUGAGAGUAAAAAGAGUGCGCUGUAAUAUACUGAGUAUGUAAAUAAUGUGACUGUACAAUGCUUUAUAGAAGACAGAAAAACACUACCUUCUGCUCACUGAGGUUUCCUGCACAUUUAAUUUGAUCCAGUAAUCUGAGGCUCUGCACUUCUCUUCACUUCAUCUGCUUCCUAAAAACAUUUGGGUAACAAAGACACAAUUCUUAUCUUGAAAACGGAAGGGGGAGUCUGCCAGAGCAAUAUCCAUGGAUCCAAGGGUCGUACAUCUUUGGGGACUCAAUUUUUAAUUUGAUUUGAUAGGUGCUGAGCAAAUGAAAACACAAUUAAAAGAGAGAAUGUCAGGAGCAUUGUCUGAGAAUGCCAAAAGGGCUCCAGUGUUAUUUUACUUCCCUCUGUAAUGUAUCAUUUUCCAGAUUUCUGAAGAAUGAAUGCCAGAAUAUAGAGCUUCAGGACUUAUUGUAUUUUUUAUCAUGUGUUGUAUAUUGAACUUGUCUUUAGUUUUCAUUUUUCACUUUCACUAACUGCCAGUAUGUGUACAAUGGUGAGAGGUGUCUGCCUUUUGAGUUUCAACCUUCCUCUACAGUGAAAAUGCUAUUUAAACAAAAAUAAAAGCAGUUGUAUGAA
Messenger RNA from Eleginops maclovinus (Patagonian blennie), 4134 nucleotides. It is a transcript of the gene gas6, whose product is annotated as growth arrest-specific 6. The record is from RefSeq and is a predicted model, not a curated record. The coding region runs from base 403 to 2367 and encodes 654 amino acids. NCBI's taxonomy places the organism in Eukaryota, Metazoa, Chordata, Actinopteri, Perciformes, Eleginopidae. Gene Ontology annotation, cellular component: extracellular region. The transcript has 15 exons. Gene Ontology annotation, molecular function: calcium ion binding.